Messenger RNA from Rubroshorea leprosula, 857 nucleotides. The record is from the annotation of a GenBank genome assembly. NCBI's taxonomy places the organism in Eukaryota, Viridiplantae, Streptophyta, Magnoliopsida, Malvales, Dipterocarpaceae.
UUGUUGCAUGUGUGGGGCAACAUAGUUUUGGCUAUUGGAAUAUGAGGGUAGAUCUUCAGCCACUAAUGUUGAACUGAACAUCAAGUUGGUUGUAGGACACUCUUAAUAUUUUAGAGUUGAUGAAAGCUCGGGGAAAAUAAAUAUAAUUUUGAUUUGUUUUAGUAGUUGUGCACUUGACACAGAGAGAGAGGCAGAAACUGCAGGUGUGGUCUCGAAUUAUGCCUUACAGAGAGUCCUUCACUUGGGCUAUUGUUCCUUUAUUUGAUAAUAGCAUUGGUGCAGCUUCUGGUGGAUCUGCUUCUUCUAGUAGCCCUUUUGCUCCCAGCAUGUCUGGGUCUAGUUCCCAUGAGGGUGUCCUUGAAUAGUAACCUUAGAAGAUGUGGUUGAGGAGAUUGAUGGAGAAAUCUUUGAUGAAAAUGAUUCAAAGGAGGAGAUCCAGAAGAAAAUUGGCUAUAUUGUAAUGAGAGCGAGGGAGUAUAUGAUGUUGAGGCCAAUUCAUCUAUUUAUUUGCCAUCUGAGGACUUGAAUACCAAAAUGCCAGAGAUAAACAAAGGGAAACAAUGUCAGAGGCCAAAGAAGUAACUCAAUUGAUUCCCAAAAUCAUGAAGAGGAAAGGGAAUGGUGACAAAUUGGAUAACAUUACCUAUGCUGAGAAUGCAUUUCAAAAGAGAGAAGAGAAUUGCUUUUCUGAUCGCUAUGUAGUUGCUGAAGAUACAUAAGCUAAUGGAAAUUAGCUACAUUGCAUAUUCUGUUUUCUUUUUCUUUAGCUCCUUUUUUUUUCCUUUCCCAUAUUCUUACUGCACCAUGAAGAAGAAACAGAAGGAAACCACAGGAUUACUAGAUAGACUAACAUUGUU